This is a messenger RNA of Esox lucius (northern pike), 3097 nucleotides long. It is a transcript of the gene tmpoa, whose product is annotated as thymopoietin a. Lineage: Eukaryota; Metazoa; Chordata; Actinopteri; Esociformes; Esocidae. Gene Ontology annotation, molecular function: DNA binding. The record is from RefSeq and is a predicted model, not a curated record. The transcript has 13 exons. The coding region runs from base 332 to 2275 and encodes 647 amino acids.
CCGGAUGUGCGUAGUUCUUGCUUGCUUCAAGUGCAAACCUCACGUACUUCAAAUGGUUAUUUGUCUUCACUUGAGCUCUUUCACUUCUUCAUUUUACUGAGAAAAACAGCUUUACAAAAGAAACAACUAUUAAGCUAACGUGCAUGCAGUGCCACAGGAAGUUCGAAGUAGGAAGUUAGUGUGCACGAGCAGUUUUGCAGAUUUAAUCGACAAGAGGCGCUAGUUAGCUAUCUAGCUAACCAAGUCAGCUGCAAUACUUCGUAUAACAAUAUCUUCUUACCCAGGCGGUUAUAGUGUCGGGCAGCGAAAGUACGUUUCCACAGCCAGCAACAUGCCGGAAUAUCUGGAGGACCCAUCUGUUCUCACCAAAGAAAAACUCAAGAACGAGCUUUUGGCAAACAAUGUAGCUCUCCCGACCGGAGACCAGAGAAAGGAUGUUUAUGUGCAACUGUAUCUGAAAAACUUGACCGUGCAGAACAAGAAAGUCCAGACUUCAGACACCUUUUCCAGCGACGAGGAGUUGCCAGCCCCAGUAGUCUUCAUCAAAAGUCACUCCGGCAGGAAAGCCACAAGAAAAACAGACAAGCCUCGACCAGAGGACCUAGAUGUGACAGGUCUGACCAACGAGGGUCUGAAGGACGAGUUGCUGAAGUAUGGCGUCAAUGCAGGUCCCAUCGUGGCCUCGACACGUAAGUUGUAUGAGAGAAAGCUCCAGAAGCUGUUGGACAUGGGUCCUCCUGAAGCUGUGGCCCCACCAGUGGUCAUCACUAAGGUAGACAGCAACCACAACGGCAACUCUGACUCUGACCGCUACAGUGACAAGGAGGACGAGGUGACAACAGUCCCGGAGCCUGAACCUGUACCCGUCCCUGUGGUGGAGACACGUGUCAGAAGCAGAGGGAAGAUGCCAGUUCCCAUCACCACCCGAACUCGUAGCAGCCAACACAACAAGAUCUUUGAUCACUUGGAGGAGGAGGAGGAUGAUGAUGAUGAUGAUGAUGAUGAUCUUGAGGAGGAUUGGCCUGUGUUGAACAUAAAGAGACAGUCACGGAGAGCAACUCAUAGAGUUGACCAGAUGGUCCCUGCCAGCGAUGAUACUGAUGUCUCUGAACUUUCAGGUGCCGAAGUAGUUCUUCCUCCCAGAGAGGCGAAGACUAAGGCUCCUCUGCCUCUGGGGGUCCUUAUAGAUUCCAGGCCUGUCUCUAAACCCUCUUGGUUAGUGCAGGACCUAGCCCAAUCCGUGAUGCCUCUCCCUGAAGAGGAGGUCCUACCUGCCAGAGCCCAAUCUACUUCUCCCAGACUGACUGUGGUGCCUCUGAUCUGUGAGUAUGGUGGUCAUGAGCCAGUCUCUCUGCUCAACACGGCUCUCAUUGAGGAACCUGCGCAAAGUGACCGUGCUUCAGUAGGACAAAGUGUUAUUUCCCAAAGAAAAGUGACUGCGGGGGUACAACAGGAGGUGCACCCAGUCCUAGCAGCCAAACCUACCUCACUCCCUUGUUUGUCUGGUAAUGUCCCCGUUGCCUCCUUCCCCGUCAGUCCUGUGGGUUACCAUGUCUCUCACAUCAUCGCCUCACCUGCACCACUUCACGUCCGGAAGGAACAACUGGCAUCCCUGUCAUCUCUCUCUGCUCAGUUUGAUUCCCUGACCAGUCGCUUUACUAAGGUGCCCAUAACUCUUUCUGAACAGGACCAACGUGAGCCUGAAGUUGUCUCCCAGAAUAGGGAGAGACGUCAAAAAAUAAUCCCUGUCCUCUCCUCAGUUACCCCAGUGAGGGUCCAGGGCAGUGUAUCCAAUGUUUCCACAGAGCCAUGGGUGGAGAAGAUAGCAGCAGGUGAGCAGACUCCCAUUAGACUGGACGAGAAGGAUAUUCUCAAGCAAAUGUUCCCAUAUGAGUCAAACACCCCAACAGGAAUCAACGCCACCUGUCGACGUCCCAUCCGAGGUGCAGCAGGCCGACCCAUAAAGUCCAGUGACCUGUGGACAGACGAGACACUCCUCCGUUCCACCUCUAACUCCUACACAGAGAGCCGCUCCUCCACCGUCCACAGGGUAACCACCCUGCCCCCUUCCUCUAGGCCAGUAACAUCUGCAGCAUCCCCUGCUGGCAAAGCUGUAGCACCACGCCGUGGCCUGCCUGUCUGGCUGCAGCUCUUGAUGCUCAGUGCUGUGGCUGGCUUCAUCUUCUUCGUCUACCAGACCAUGGAGGCCAACCCAAUGAAUCCUUUUGGAGGAGCAGAUUCCACACAGGCCAGUGACAGUGAGGUCAGCAAGUGAGGCCUGGACAGCGGCAGUCUCAACAUAUUGUUACCGCCCUCUCAUCAUUGGUGUCCUAGACUUUUUGUUGUGCUUUUUUUUUUUUUUUUCUCCCCCAAUUGCUUUAACCCCCUUUUUUAUUUCAAUAAAUGGCCACAGCCAAUCUUGCAUAUGACACGGUCCGAUAUAAUAUAUUUGACCUCGAAGUUGACUCAAUCAGAAAGGACGAUACUUUUAUCCAUUUGUUUCUGUUAUUCCUUUCCUCCUCUCUGAACAUGUGAGGUUGAGAAAGCACCCUCAACCCUCAAUGCCUGUUAAUGAACAUGAGGUUGAGAAAGCACUCUCAACCCUCAAUGCCUGUUAAUGAACAUGUGCUGCAAUGAUAACGUUUGGACUUGCUUUGUAUGGUGAUAUUUUAAUGUGUUCUGCAUGUUGCGGAUAGUCGAAUGACUGUGCGAGUCCAAGAGAAUUUCCUGUGUGUGUGUGUGAUUGUUUCUCGCACUGUUGGCCUUAACAGUGUUUUCACUGUCAAACAAGAGAAUUUCUUGCAGAAGUUUAAAUCUAAGCAAAUACGUAUUGAUCUAACCAUGUUGUUUGUCUGACAGGGAUUCUUAAAACUCAUGUAAACAUAUAUAGGUCUUCUAUACCCAACUUUUUUUUAGAUUUACAUUGUAGCCUAGUUAAUAAUGUAUUAUUCAUUGUAAUAAAUAAUGGAACAUCCUCACAAACACACCUGCCUGUCUUACAUCCACAGUACUUUCCUUGAAGCAGUAUUUUCAAGCUUCAGUGGGGCAUCUGGGCCUUUAAAUUAUUAACAUACAAGGCUAUAUUGCAUAUCUUGUA